Triticum aestivum (bread wheat) is the source of this 1366-nucleotide messenger RNA. Its product is annotated as DNA polymerase epsilon catalytic subunit B. Lineage: Eukaryota; Viridiplantae; Streptophyta; Magnoliopsida; Poales; Poaceae. Gene Ontology annotation, biological process: nucleotide-excision repair, DNA gap filling; base-excision repair, gap-filling; DNA replication proofreading. Gene Ontology annotation, molecular function: DNA binding; DNA-directed DNA polymerase activity; single-stranded DNA 3'-5' DNA exonuclease activity. Gene Ontology annotation, cellular component: epsilon DNA polymerase complex. The coding region runs from base 129 to 506 and encodes 125 amino acids. The record is from RefSeq and is a predicted model, not a curated record. The transcript is spliced from 3 exons.
UGGCUCCACUUUAGAGGAAUGCCGCCUCUGUUGCUAACUGUUGGUUUGACCCACUGUUUGCAAGUGGUUUGAAAAAUCCACAGUCGUAUGCUUUGAAGUCUAACAAACUCACUUGCAUUGUUAAAUCCAUGCAUUAUAAUCUAACAAUAUUUGUCUGUUGCAGGAUCAAGGAAUUGAUAUCUCUGACAGUGUUGCUUGGGUUCAUAAGGCAGUCAAGUACAAUGAGUAAAUCCCUAGUUCACUAUGGAGAACAAAAGUCAUGUGCUGUAACUACAGCGAAAAGACUUGCGGAAUUCCUUGGAGAUUCCAUGGUUAAAGACAAAGGACUGCACUGCCAAUAUAUAGUUGCCCCAGAGUCAGAAGCCACUCUAGUGACCGCUGUUCCGGUGGCUGUUUUUGAGACAGAUACUGAAAUUGCAAAGUUCAUUUAUGAAAAUGGCGCAAAGUCUCCACGGAAGCAAAUAUCUGAUUUAUUCUUGAUUGGUCUCACUACAAGCAGCGCCUAAGCUUGGUUAUUCAUAAGAUCAUAACCAUUCCUGGAGCAAUGCAAAAGAUAAUAUAUAUUUCUUUUCUUGUUCCUGUUAAUUAUCUGCACCAUUUUCUGAGAUAUUCAACUCUACAGAUUUCAAAACCCUGUUCCCUGAGUUCUUCCCCUUUCAUAGUUGAGGAGAGAUGGGCCCCUUUGGGAUGCAGAGACUUUCCUGGCUGGUGUUUCAGUCUGGCGCUCCUAUGUGGGAGGUGCACUUUAAGUUAUUGAAUUAAUUUAGCAACAGAGUGUGUUUCCCUGGCCUUUAGCUUCAGCUUGUAAGUCCAUAUGCCGAGUCAAGGCGAUAUUGGCCAAAGCAGUCCUGCUGGUCAUUCUUGUUAGCUAUUGCCUGCCUCGGACUCUUACUGUGGUGCUAUGGUAGCUGCACCAGGUUUCAGUGUUCCAGAUGUCAUUGGAAACAAUUUCUUUUAGUAUAUUGUUUCAAGCAAUGGGCCAUCUAUGUUUUGUAUGGAUUAGAUAGACACACCUUAUGUUAUUUGGACUCAUCUAUUUUUCUUCUGUUAUUCUAGAGCUACUAAUGCAAUUGAGACUAAGCCAAGUAAACCAAGUACAGUACUGAUGGCCAAUCAAUGCUCAUGUUUUCUUCUGUUUCUAUCAGGUUGGCUGCAAGAAAUGUCAGUUACAUGGCAAUGGUGGGAAUCGGCCUACAUUUUUAUUCAAACAAUUGUCCCUCUUUAGAUCACAUUGACAGGCAUGUAUUUUUUCAAAUUUUACUUUUUUCUUGCUUGCUCCAAGUGCUCUGCCUGGCUUUUUUCUUGCAUGGGCUGUUGCUGAUCAUGUUCAACCCUAGAGUUUUCUACCUAAACUCGAAAGCUCCUG